Molecule: messenger RNA, 4280 nt
Organism: Monopterus albus (swamp eel)
Lineage: Eukaryota; Metazoa; Chordata; Actinopteri; Synbranchiformes; Synbranchidae
Gene: tmtc3
Product: transmembrane O-mannosyltransferase targeting cadherins 3
Exons: 14
Coding region: 113-2920 (935 amino acids)
Biological process (GO): protein O-linked glycosylation via mannose
Cellular component (GO): endoplasmic reticulum
Molecular function (GO): protein binding; mannosyltransferase activity
Source: RefSeq, a predicted model, not a curated record
UCUGAAUCUGUAUGUGCGUAACUACCCCGGUUUUUUUUUUUUUUUUAUUUCACCGCUAUAGUCACUGUCUGCCUAGUUCUAGACACGUAAUCAAUGAGGGCUUUGGUUAGCCAUGGCUGUUGUGUCAUGGAAGGAGAUUUUACUUUUGACUGGACUGGUGGUGGGGUGUUACUGGAACAGUUUGUCCUGCGGCUUUGUUUUUGAUGAUGUCUCAGCGAUCCUUGACAACAAGGACCUACGGCCAUCGACCCCUCUCCACAACCUAUUCCUCAAUGACUUCUGGGGAACACCCAUGGCUGAGGAGCGGAGCCAUAAAUCUUACCGACCCCUAACUGUACUCACCUUUCGACUGAACUACCUCUUCAGUGAGCUGAGUGCAGCAUCCUAUCAUCUGCUCAAUGUGGUCUUACACGCCACAGUAUGUGUGCUUUUUCUGCGAGUGUGCCGAUUGUUCCUGGACAAGACUUCCAGCUUGGUAGCAGCGUUGCUGUUUGCUGUACACCCCAUCCACACUGAAGCUGUCACAGGUGUGGUUGGCAGAGCUGAACUUCUCUCCUCAAUCUUUCUCCUGGCUGCUUUCCUGGCCUACACAAAAUCAACAGGUGCAGAUCACUCCAUUGUCUGGGCUCCCAUUGCUUUGACAGUUAUUCUAGUCGCUGCAGCAACACUGUGUAAAGAGCAGGGAAUCACUGUUGUUGGCAUUUGCUGUGUCCAUGAAGUAUUUGUUGCACAAGGGUUUACUUUGCCCAUGCUAUUGGACACACUGCGACAAGUCCUGCAGGGUAAAGGCAGCUUCCCCUAUGCUCUCCUACAAACACUGCUGAAGCUCAUAGUCCUUGUUAUCAGCACCCUGCUGCUCGUCAUCAUCAGGGUCCAGGUCAUCCAGUCCCAGCUUCCUGUCUUCACCAGAUUCGAUAACCCUGCAGCAGUCAGCCCCACUCCCACUAGACAACUGACUUUCAACUACCUACUUCCUGUGAAUGCAUGGCUUCUGCUGAAUCCCUCCGAGCUCUGCUGUGACUGGACUAUGGGCACCAUCCCUCUGGUGGAGUCACUCCUAGACCUCCGUAACCUGGCCACGCUGGUGUUCUACACUUUUCUGGGCCUGCUAGCUUACCACAGCCUGCGCCACAGACACAGCUCUGCCAGGACUGUCAUCAUGGCACUGUCUUUGAUCGUCUUGCCUUUUAUUCCUGCAUCCAACCUUUUCUUCCCUGUGGGCUUUGUUGUGGCAGAGAGGGUGCUUUAUGUGCCUAGUAUGGGCUUCUGUGUGCUUGUUGCACAUGGAUUCAAGAUGGUCUCACAUAAAGGACAUUUGAAGAAGAUGUCCUGGUUGAUGAUUGGAGUGCUUUUAACUACACAUGCAGUGAAAACCUUCAACAGGAACUGGGACUGGGAGUCAGAAUAUACUCUGUUCACCUCUGCCUUGAAGGUCAACGGGAACAAUGCCAAGUUGUGGAAUAAUGUUGGCCACGCUUUAGAGAACCAGAACAACUAUGCCAGAGCACUGCAGUAUUUCCUGCAGGCAACCCGUGUCCAGCCAGAUGACAUUGGUGCUCACAUGAAUGUUGGAAGAACCUACAAGAACUUGAACAAGUCCAAAGAGGCAGAAGACGCCUACUUGGUUGCCAAAUCUCUCAUGCCACAGGUUAUUCCCGGUAAGAAGUAUGCAACACGUGUGGCCCCUAACCAUCUGAACGUUUACAUAAACCUGGCCAAUUUGAUUCGAGCCAACGAAUCACGCCUAGAAGAGGCUGACCUGCUGUAUCGACAAGCAAUCAGCAUGAGACCAGACUUCAAACAAGCCUAUAUCAGCAGAGGGGAGCUGUUGCUGAAGAUGAACAAGCUCACCGAGGCCCGGGACGCCUACCUCCGAGCCCUGGAGCUUGACCGCACCAACGCUGACCUGUGGUACAACCUGGCCAUUGUCAACAUCGAGAUGAAGGACCCGUCAGAAGCACUGAAGAACUUCAACCACGCCCUGGAGCUCAAUCCACGCCACAAGCUGGCACUCUUCAACUCGGCACUUCUCAUGCAGGAGUCAGGUGAACCAAAGUUCUGGCCCGAGGCCAACCGCCGUUUCCUCACCUAUGUGGAGGAGGAACCUGAAGAUGCCAAUGGCUACUUCAACCUUGGCAUGCUGGCCAUGGAUGCCAAUGAAGAUGCAGCAGCUGAGCGGUGGAUGCGUAAAGCCAUUGGCUUGCAGGCCGGCUUCCGCAGUGCCCUCUUUAACCUGGCGCUGCUUUACUCUCAGUCAAAACGCGAGAUGGAUGCACUACCUGUUUUGGAUGAGCUGCUCCGUCACCACCCAGAGCACAUCAAGGGCCUGAUCCUGAAGGGUGACAUCCUCAUGAACCACAAGAAGGACACGGGUGGUGCUAAAGCCUGCUUUGAGCGCAUUUUACACAUGGACCCCACCAAUGUGCAAGGCAAGCACAACUUGUGUGUGGUCUACUUUGAGGAGCGUGACCUGCCACGGGCCGAGCGCUGCCUGGAAGAAACUCUGGCUCUGGCUCCAAACGAGGAGUAUGUACGGCGUCACUUGCGUAUUGUACGAAGUAAAAUGGCUGCUAUGAGCGUGGCAGGGCAGCCUCUUACUUCAGCAGAGGGAGCUACCAUAACAGCCAAAGAGGAAAAGCCGAAAAAAGUUGAGGGGGCAGAGGAGGUUGCUGGGGGUCAGGAGGAAGGGAGGGGGUCUGAGGCUGUUGGAAAGGUGGCUGGGGAUGAGAAGAAUGUGUGGAAAUCCUCUGUAGAAAGGCUUGGAGGUGUGGACAUGGACCAGUCAGAGUCUUUGGACAGUAGCCAGCCAGACAAACGGACUAAGGGUAAGUCCACUAAAGACAUUAAAGAUAUAGAGAAAAAAAGAGAAGCUGCCUUGAAAAGACUUGAGGAGAUUGAGCGCAUAUUAAGUGGUGAUUGACAAUGUUGUAAUUUAUAGCUGGACCACUUUUACAGAGCUCUUGAAUGCUCCAGGAUAAGACUGCAUUUUUCCCCUUAGACAUGUGUAUUCUUAACCAACUGCCAUUUUAUUUCUUUGACUUAAUCAUGUGCUGCAGACUGCUCCACAUGGUUCUAACACUAAUCCUGUAAAAAAGGGAAAUGUUGAUCUGCACAUGAUAGUCAUGUAACAAUAAGCACAAUUUGGGAUAAUCUAUUUAAAGCUUAUGGCAAAUGUAGACGCUAAUGUGUGUGCUGCACCUGAAUGUGAUUUCACAUAUCAUAGAUCUCCAGUAGUUAUAAAUAUCUGUUUUGUUUUUCAAUGUGUAGUCAUUGUUUAUCACUGGAUUUUUUUCAAGAUGUGACUCACUCCUGUGUGUUAUUGUUCUUAAAAGCAGAAGGACUGUGUCAUGAACAAUUAAAGGAAAUGAUGUGUUCCCCAGAUUUCCUCAAGGCAGGAUGAUAUCUGCACAUUUAGCGCCUCAAAAUAACACAAACCAUAGAGAACUCAAUAUCCCUCCACACUACGUCAACACAAGCCUUGCAUUCAGUUGCAGCAGUGUUGGCUGCUAAUAUCUAUUGAUCUCACUCAGCACUUCCUGCCACUGCAUCAGCCCCCUCGUAGCUGCUUUCACCUCAAAAUUUCAUUGUGAUCCCAUUUAAACACUAUUAUCUCAUUCCCUUUGUCACAUUAGCCCCUCACAUCUCCACACCUCUCUCCUGUCCUUCACACUACAUCCUCAUUAGAGAGGAAUGCUUUUCUUAUUCAGCUACCCCAUACACAUGGCUUUGACCUUGACAACACCCAAUUUAUUUGAUGAUCAACAGUGACGCACACUCAUCCACGAUGUGAAGCUUCAUCAUGUGUUCUUCAUUUUCCAAAAUUCCUUGCACUUCACAAGAGGAAAUUUCACAGCACAUUUGCAGAAAACAGAUCUCCUCCUUCAUCCUGCUCCACAGCGAUGAUGCCUUUUUCAUUUUCUAGCAAUAAAAUACCAUCGGGAUGUUCCACACGUGUGUCUAUAGGCGUAACUGAUCACUCCAAAAAGAAAAAAGACAUUUUGCAUCACACUGGAGUUGCACAAAAUUUAACUACUGUGGGUGAGCACACAAAUUAAAACUUGAAAAUGAAUUAUAAAUGCACCAUUAAAUUAUGUCCUACUCCCAUUUCCUCGAGCCGCUUUCUUCUAUCACAGCACCACUAUAAAGCCCAGCGCUUGACUGUCCGUUUUCCAAGCGGUCUGGUGAUUUAAACAUUUCUCCGCUCUAAGAGAAUCACGUGGCCAAUAACUGAUCAAGAAACAUUUCUGUUCCCGCACAAACCAUUAAUGGCUUGAACAGGA